Molecule: messenger RNA, 2658 nt
Organism: Melanaphis sacchari
Lineage: Eukaryota; Metazoa; Arthropoda; Insecta; Hemiptera; Aphididae
Exons: 6
Coding region: 405-2477 (690 amino acids)
Source: RefSeq, a predicted model, not a curated record
AUAUUAAUAAUAUGGCUCAAUGCGCCAAUACUGCGCAGACACGCCAGUCGUUAAUUCCGCAGUUCGGGGCUUAUUCUAUACAUUAUUAUUCUUAUUUUAUCUUUAUUUUAAUGGUAUAAUCAUUUAUUAUAGUAUUAUACACACGCAUUUAUAGUAUAUAAUAUUUAACAUAAAAACAUGUGUAACAUUGGUGCAAUGUAUUGGAAUAUGCAUGAUAAUAUAUUUUAUGAUUUAUCUUUGUUAUUAUUAUUAAUUUACUUAAAUAAUACCUAAUACGAAUUAAUGUUGAUCAGUAAAAUACUCGGGAAAAAAAUUAUAGUGUUUUAUUUUUAAUUUCUUACAUAUUACUACACCAACUGCCCAUUCUUUUUAUUUUAAUGCGAACACAACGAGACAUUUAAAUUAUGAUUGAAAACAAAAAUGUGACGAAAUGUAGAAACGAUGCAAUCAAAAUCAUUCUAUACGUGGUUUUUAUGACGACUUUGUUUCUAUUAUAUUUUAGUGAUAACAAUUAUGAAAUAGAAAAUUCGAUAGAUCAUCUGUCUACCAAAUAUAAUUCAUAUUAUAGAAAAGUCAUCACAACUGAAAAUAAUACAAAAAAAUCAACAACAAUUGAUGAUAACGUGAAAGAAGGAUAUGUUGUAUGGAAUGACAAUUGUCGAAUACCUAACAUAAGUGCCUACGAUAAGACAAUUAAAAAUUUGAUUAAAAAAAGCAAUUCUCCAAAGUGUUUUUCAACAUUGCCAUUAACCAGCGUGAUCCUUGAUGUAGAUAAAUGGUCUUACACUUUUAAAAUUAAUCAUGGAUUUCACUCACCAAGUUCAAAAUCAAUCGUUAAUUGCUGUUAUUCACCAAUUGUUCGAAAUGAACUAAAAUUUAAGAUUAAUCAAAAAGAUGACGAUCGUUACAAAGUUGAGCCAAAAUGUUAUCCCAUCAACGAUUCAGAAAUAAUUCCUAAGUCAGUUGAAUAUAUGAUGGUAACAUGUGAAUUGAGACCAAAUGGCGAUAAAUUAAAAUCAACGGUUUAUAAAGAUAUUCAUGCAAUGGUGAUCGAUAAAGGUCAAAGGCAAUUUCGAAAUGCAGAUAUCCCAGAUAAACCCAGUGUUUUAAUAAUAUCUAUAGAUUCAUUGUCUCGCUUAAAUCUUAUACGAUCGAUGCCUAUAACAUAUCGUUUGUUGGAAACGCAUGGAUUCAUGUCAUUAGAGGGAUACACUAAAGUUGCCGACAAUACGUUUCCAAACGUUGUUCCAAUUUUAACUGGCAUGUUUGUAAAUCAAAUGACUAAACGAUGUUGGAAUAGUCCCAAAGACGAGAUGGACGAAUGUCCAUUUCUGUGGAAAGAUUUCAAAAAACGAGGUUACGUCACAGCGUAUGUGGAAGACGAACCCAGCAUGGGCACUUACAACUUCGGUAAAUACGGAUUUCGAAACGCGCCGACCGAUUACUACUCGCGGCCGUACAUGCUGGCGGCCGAGCGUUACUUGCCGGUAGUCAAGUACGACGGCAUGAACUUCUGCCUGGGCCCGCGGUCAGCGCCCGAUCGGGUGUACGCUUACGUGGAGGACUUUGUCAAGCUGCACAGACACCACGGAUACUUCGCCGUUUUUUGGCUUAACACGUUCAGCCAUAACGACGUGAACACGCCGUCGGCCAUGGACCAGCGAACGGCCGGCGCGCUGUCCAAGUUGUUGGACGGUCGUCUGCUGGACAACGCAGUCACGGUGGUGCUCAGCGAUCACGGACUCCGGUUCGGAGCGAUACGCGAGACGCACGUCGGCUGGCUCGAGGACCGGAUGCCAGCGUUUUACGCGCGCCUGCCCACCGGAUACGUAGCAGCGCGACUCAGCCACCGCGCUGCAUUGGCUACCAACAAGCACCGAUUGACGUCGCCGUUCGAUCUCCACCUAACGCUCAAGCAAUUGCUGUUUCAGCAGCUCAACGACGAAGACGAAAACGAUAACAACAGUAGUCUUCCAUCUGUUGUGGCCGAAGGCUGUCCAACUUGUCACAGUCUGUUCCGGGUGGCUGACACCAACAGGUCGUGCGAACAAGCGGGCAUCGCGCCGCAUUGGUGUACGUGCGACGAAUAUGAAGAACUAGACCGGCGCAGCAGGAUAGCAAUGGAUGGCGGCAAGUAUGUGGUGCGGCAGUUGAACGCGCUGCUAGCAAAAUACCGAAAGAUGGUGCGCAAGGGGUACGUUUGCUCAAACUUGUCACUGAGAAAAACCGUGUCAGUCCGAAGCAGGGUAAACCGGGGAAACGGUCUCCGCGAGUACUUGUUGGUCGUAGAAACGUUACCCGGUGGGAGCAUGUUUGAGGUGACCGUUGGACAAGAAGACGGCAGUGGCGCGUUCGGAAUGCUGGGCGACAUAAGUCGCAUCAAUAUGUACGGGUUUCAGAGUUAUUGCACGGAUGACUGGAGACUAAAAAAGCACUGUUAUUGCGUGAAAAAAAAAUGGAAGCUUACUGACAGUUAGCUCGAGUAUUAAUCUGCACCGCUCUCUGACUCGACGAGUGUAUAAAAAUUAUGUUUAAAGAUUGAGCCCUAAAGUAUACACAUGUUCUUGAUCCCACCUUAAACUCCUAUUUUUUAAAUUAUAAAUUGUUAUAAUUAUUUAUUGUAAGAUAAUAUAGCGUAUACUCCAUAAAAUAAGUAAU